AACCUUGAUAUCAAGAAGUAAGAACAAAUUACGUCUCCAAAAGCUUAGAGUUUGAUCUUUUUGUUAGUGUUUAACCAAGAACCAAAGUACAUAUUUAUACAAUGGCUGCAUCAGCAACUUUCAUGCAUUCAACAUUCCUAGCUAAUUCCUUGGCUUAUGGAGCGGGAAAGAAUAAAUCAGUUAGGGUGAAUCAGCUUGUUGCACCAACCGUGCACAUCUACCCUCAAAUAAGGAUAUGCUCAAUGGCCAAGGAUGGUCGGAAGAAACAACCAUCUAUAGUUACAAAUGCAUCAAAAAAUCCACCACCACCACCUCCUACACCUUCUUCUCCCAGCAAGCAGGUUGGCACAAAGUUUUCAGACUUGUUUGCAUUCAGUGGGCCAGUGCCGGAGAGGAUCAACGGCAGACUUGCAAUGGUUGGGUUUGUUUCAGCUCUAGCAGUGGAACUAUCCAAGGGGCAGGAUGUGUUCGCUCAGAUAUCCAAUGGUGGAGUCUCAUUGUUCCUUGGAACUAGUAUUUUGAUAACAGUGGCAUCAUUGAUUCCUCUAUUUAAUGGACUCAGCGUGGAAUCAGAAUCAGAUGGGAUCAUGACCCCAGAUGCUGAGCUCAUAAAUGGAAGGUUGGCCAUGUUAGGUCUCGUAGCCUUGGCCUUCACCGAGUAUGUGAAGGGCGGAACCCUAGUUUAGUUCUUAAUCAUUAUGUUAGUAUGCUUUCUGGCUUAAUACUUUAUAAUUUCUCACAUGUAUUUAGUGUUCACAGAUGUUUAUAAGAAUAAUGUUACGUUUUGGUA
Messenger RNA from Pyrus x bretschneideri (Chinese white pear), 790 nucleotides. RefSeq names its product early light-induced protein 1, chloroplastic-like. The coding region runs from base 102 to 686 and encodes 194 amino acids. The record is from RefSeq and is a predicted model, not a curated record. The transcript is spliced from 3 exons. NCBI's taxonomy places the organism in Eukaryota, Viridiplantae, Streptophyta, Magnoliopsida, Rosales, Rosaceae.